Molecule: messenger RNA, 528 nt
Organism: Jaculus jaculus (lesser Egyptian jerboa)
Lineage: Eukaryota; Metazoa; Chordata; Mammalia; Rodentia; Dipodidae
Product: slit homolog 3 protein-like
Exons: 2
Coding region: 1-528 (175 amino acids)
Source: RefSeq, a predicted model, not a curated record
AUGCAGACCUGUAGGGGCCAUGUGAGGCUGGUGUAUGACAGCCUGAGCUCCCCUCCAACCACGGUUUACAGUGUGGAGACGGUGAAUGACGGGCAGUUUCACAGUGUGGAGCUGGUGAUGCUGAACCAGACCUUGAACUUGGUGGUAGACAAAGGAGCCCCCAAGAGCCUAGGGAAGCUCCAGAAGCAGCCGGCAGUGGGCAUGAACAGCCCCCUCUACCUUGGAGGAAUACCUACCUCCACCGGGCUCUCAGCCUUGCGCCAGGGGGCAGACCGACCACUGGGCGGCUUCCAUGGUUGCAUCCACGAGGUGCGCAUCAACAACGAGCUGCAGGACUUCAAGGCCCUCCCGCCGCAGUCCCUGGGGGUCUCCCCGGGCUGCAAAUCCUGCGCAGUGUGCAAGCACGGCCUAUGCCGCUCAGUGGAGAAGGACAGCGUGGUGUGUGAGUGCCACCCAGGCUGGACAGGCCCACUAUGCGACCAAGAAUCUCGGGACCCCUGCCUUGACCGCAGAGAAUCCGUGUCUUAG